CCACACAAAACAGCUCCAUUGACAGCAGCGCAGUCCGCUGGCCGCAGGCGAAUAGAACUGGCACAGGAGCCCUGCGACUGCUAAUUUAUCACGCCGUCGAGCUCUAAUUGCUGCGGACGCGCGGACGCAGGAGAACCAUGCUGAAACUCGUGCUGUGCGCAGCAGCGAGCGCCAGCGCGACGAUCGAAUGGCGCGGGAUCACAGCGACCAUAAAGGACCGCUCCAUAUUGCGAGCAGUCGGUGGACAAGCGAAAGCCGGCCGGCUCCACGCCAUUAUGGGUCCUUCCGGAUCCGGCAAGACGUCGCUGCUGAGCGCGCUGAGUGGCACGUGCGAUAGGCGGCUGAAGCUGAGCGGCGAUCUCCGCGCCGACGGCGUCGCGGUGGACAAGGUCGAAGGCGCCUACGUAAGACAGCAGGACGUCUUCUAUCCGUAUUUGACGGUGCGGGAGACGCUGACGUUCGCGGCGACGUUGCGGCUUGGCCCAGACGCAGAUGUCCCGACAAUCGUCGACUCGAUCUUGAUGAAGACGGGCCUCGCGAAAGCCGCGGACACGAUCGUCGGCGACGACAAGAUCCGGGGCGUGUCGGGCGGCGAGCGGAAGCGAUUGGCGAUUGCUUGUGAGCUUGUCGACGACCCGGACGUGCUAUUCCUCGACGAGCCGACGUCCGGGCUCGACUCCUUCGCUGCGCAGCGCGUCGUGGCGAGCCUGCGCACGUUGUGCGACGCGGGGAAGACGGUGGUAUGCGUGAUUCACCAGCCGUCCGGCGGCGUUUUUGCCGCCUUCGACGACCUGACGCUGCUUUCGGAGGGCGAAUGCAUGUAUCAUGGGCCGAUCUGCGACCUCGACGCGCGGCUGCGCAAGGAGGGCUUCCCGCGGCCGCGGACGGCGGCGCCCGCAGAGCACGCCGUCGAAACGGUCAGUGUCAACUACGGCUCGCCGGAGACGGAGGCGUCGUCGCGGGAGGUCUUGGCGAAGCUCUCGGACGCCUGCAAAAAGGCCGAGCGGCCCCUGCCGGCGGCGACUCCGGCGAAGACGAAGGCGACUGCUAAGGGCCCUCGCCGCCGGCCGCUGGCGGAGUUGCGAUUGCUCUACCAGCGCGCCCGACGGGACGUGUCGAGGGCUAAGGCGGCUACCGCAAUAAAAGCAGCGCAGCAGGUUAUGACGGCCUUGAUCUAUGGCGGUAUUUAUGAUCUCGACGACUCGCAGCGGUCGAUCCAAGAUCGCUUCGGUUUGUUGAGUCUCUGUGUUAUCGGCGCGACGAACCUUGCGAUCGCCUCGACGAUCCGUGCCUUCCCCAAGGAGAAGACAAUCGUCCAGCGGGAGCGGAGCCCUCGAUCCGGCCGGCCGAUGUACGGCGCGUUGCCUUAUUUGUUCUCCAAGGUUGCCGCGGAACUGCCUCUAUCCGUCGGUCUGUCGUGUCUCUUCGGAGGCAUCCUGUAUCCGUUGGCCAAGCUAGGUAGGACCACGCGGAAGUUCCGGCGGUUCCUUGGGCUCACCGCAUUAAAUUCUGUCGCGGCUUCAGCGCUGGGUUUGCUGGUCGGGGCCGUCGCGCCGUCGACGGACGCCGCGCUGGCCAUGUUUCCACCGAUAAUAGUGCUGAUGAUCAUUUUCAACGGAAGCAACAUCAGCGACGAGUCGACGCCGAAACCCAUCAAGUUCCUGCCCAAGCUGUCGCUGGUCCGGUGGGGUUUUGAGGGGCUGGCCGUUAACGAGUUCGAGGGCCUCGAGUUCAAGCCGUUCACGCAAAUCGGCCGGCCCUCUUUAAAGACUGGCGCCGACGCGCUGACGCGUCUGUCGUUCGAGGACUCGACAAUAAAGCGGACCGCGGUCGCGCAGGGCGCCAUCCUCGGCGCGUGCUAUUUUCAGACCUAUCGCGUCCUCAAAAACGCGCGGCCGCGGUACGCGACGCUGAAGCGAGCUACGGUGGUCGACGAUGGCAUCCGAUGGACCGCGGACGCCGAGGCGCGGCUCCAGAAGAUCCCGGGAUUCGUCCGAGGACGUGUGAGGGGCGCCGCGGAGAAGUACGCCCGCGAGAACGGGAUCACGACGAUUACCGACGAGGUGUUUGUGGCUCUCAAGCCGAAAAAAUAAGUAUAACAUU
Messenger RNA from Pelagomonas calceolata, 2103 nucleotides. NCBI's taxonomy places the organism in Eukaryota, Pelagophyceae, Pelagomonadales, Pelagomonadaceae. The record is from the annotation of a GenBank genome assembly.